Myxocyprinus asiaticus (Chinese sucker) is the source of this 1843-nucleotide messenger RNA. Its product is annotated as ras-related protein Rab-32-like. The transcript has 3 exons. The record is from RefSeq and is a predicted model, not a curated record. Gene Ontology annotation, molecular function: GTP binding; GTPase activity. The coding region runs from base 229 to 870 and encodes 213 amino acids. Lineage: Eukaryota; Metazoa; Chordata; Actinopteri; Cypriniformes; Catostomidae. Gene Ontology annotation, biological process: endosome to lysosome transport; phagosome-lysosome fusion. Gene Ontology annotation, cellular component: phagocytic vesicle; lysosome; Golgi apparatus.
UAUUCAGUCGAGGCGUGAUAUUUCCGGGUCCUAUGACUUAUCAGGUGGGAGGAGGAGAGGGAGAUUUCUCUUUGAAUAAUCCUCUUCAUUCGAAACGUGAAGCUUUCUUACCAAAACUCAAAACACUUCUCCAAACUGUCCGUGGGAGAAGAGGGGAAGUGGUUGCUCAAGAGUUGCCAAAACUUUCCUUUCUCAUAACUGACAUUUGUAGUGGCACUGACUGGCAGCAUGGCAGGCGGGUCCGUGUCGGAGUGUAAGGAGUACUUGUUUAAAGUUUUGGUGAUCGGGGAAUUGGAUGUUGGAAAGACGAGCAUCAUCAAGCGAUACGUUCAUCAGCUUUUCUCGCAACACUACAGAGCGACCAUAGGCGUGGAUUUUGCGCUCAAAGUCAUUAACUGGGACAGCAAAACACUAGUGCGGUUACAGCUGUGGGACAUCGCUGGUCAAGAACGGUUUGGGAACAUGACCAGAGUUUACUAUAAGGAAGCAGUGGGUGCAUUUGUUGUUUUUGACAUUAAUCGAGGCUCUACGUUUGAGGCUGUAUCAAAGUGGAAGCACGAUCUGGACAGCAAAGUGAAACUGGCCAAUGGUAAUCCUAUCCCUUCAGUACUUCUGGCCAAUAAAUGUGACCAGAAGAAAGAUGGAUCCAACAAUUCUUCCCUUAUGGACAACUUCUGCAAGGAGGCUGGAUUUUUGGGUUGGUUUGAAACAUCAGCAAAGGAAAACAUAAACAUUGAUGAGGCUGCCCGAUUCUUGGUGGAGAACAUCCUUCUGAAUGAUAAAGGCCUUCAAUAUGAGGAGAGCAAUGGUGACAGGAUUAAACUGGACCAACAAACAUUGCCUGCUGAGAGCAAGUCAGGCUGCUGCUAGCGUGGAUGCAAUUGUCUGUUCCAUCACCCAUCGUGGAUAGGAGGCAGAAGGCCAGGGACCAAGCCCAACAAAUCCCCCCAACCCACAAAACCACCCUACCUUGCAUCUUAAUCUAAAACCCACAAAAGAUGUCACAGACACAUAAAUAGGAAGAGGCAGACUCUUGUCAGUUUGUGCUCCAAAAGGGGAGAAGACGUCACUGCCAAAGGAAAAAUGAUUAGUGGAAAACCUACCAUAAAAAAGAAAAAUACCAAUUGUCUCAUAAAGCUGUAUGUAGUGAGGUGUUUUUUAGUAUCAAGCAGGUAACUUGCAUGUUUGCAUUUUGUAAUAUUGCUUAUACUGAAUAAACCAUAAUGGGUGUCAUAGGAACAGGCAGUAAAAGUUCUCUAUGCAAAGCUGAAAUUAAACUAGUGUCUUCACAGAAGGUGAGCCAUUUUAAUGUACUCUGGAUUAAGAUAUUUGCUUCUGUUUCUGGGAGUAUCCACCCUAAAUUAAUCAGGAAAGAAGUUAUAAGUUGCUAUAGAUGUCACUAUAGCAAAUUAGUGCGUAUUUCCGUAGCAUUUAGUAAAUGUAUGGUGGGAAGGAAGAUCCCUCUAUUGUCAGUCUUGAAGCUCUUAACACAAAAGUAUGUUAUAAAGAGAAGAAUGUCAAAAACACAAGCCUAUCAGUCUUCCUCUAUUAGGAGGUCUGUAAGAGUCAUGAUCAUUCAUUUGCAUAUGUGGUUCUCAGAGCGUAAGAUGGUAUUAGGUUUCCUCAGGCUCAUGGACAUGUUAACAUUCAAACAUGUUGAUUUUUUAUUUUUUUUAAUGGUUCUAAAUAAGGGAUAUGGACAUCUGCUCUGCCCAUGCCUGUAUUCUACAAUGAACUUGAUGCAAAUAUAACCUUAUUUCAUUGUUUAUAUGCUGGAAAUUGUCAAGUUUACAAACAAAAGUUUGUUGAUUUAACAGUGAUGAAUAAAAUUUUAAACCUAAAA